Messenger RNA from Rattus norvegicus (Norway rat), 1273 nucleotides. It is a transcript of the gene Cops5, whose product is annotated as COP9 signalosome subunit 5. NCBI's taxonomy places the organism in Eukaryota, Metazoa, Chordata, Mammalia, Rodentia, Muridae. The record is from RefSeq and is marked provisional. The coding region runs from base 119 to 1123 and encodes 334 amino acids. Gene Ontology annotation, biological process: positive regulation of transcription by RNA polymerase II; regulation of JNK cascade; exosomal secretion. The transcript is spliced from 8 exons. Gene Ontology annotation, cellular component: synaptic vesicle; COP9 signalosome; nucleus. Gene Ontology annotation, molecular function: metallopeptidase activity; transcription coactivator activity; macrophage migration inhibitory factor binding.
UGAGAGUCUAGUGAGUGUGCACCCGUGGUGGGGAAGGUGCAAAGCCCGCACGCUGAGGCCCAGUAGAAUAAAGUUGCAUCUUGGUUGUGGAGACUACAGCUUCUCCGGUCCCUCGGCCAUGACAGCUUCCGGGAGUGGUAUGGCCCAGAAGACCUGGGAAUUGGCCAACAACAUGCAGGAAGCGCAGAGUAUCGAUGAAAUCUACAAAUAUGACAAAAAACAACAACAAGAAAUCCUGGCGGCGAAACCCUGGACUAAGGAUCACCACUACUUUAAAUACUGCAAAAUCUCUGCGUUGGCACUGCUGAAAAUGGUGAUGCAUGCCAGGUCAGGAGGCAACCUGGAGGUGAUGGGUUUGAUGCUCGGGAAAGUGGAUGGAGAGACCAUGAUCAUCAUGGACAGCUUUGCUUUGCCUGUAGAGGGCACUGAAACCCGAGUAAAUGCCCAGGCUGCUGCAUACGAGUACAUGGCUGCAUACAUAGAAAAUGCCAAACAGGUUGGCCGCCUUGAGAAUGCAAUUGGUUGGUAUCACAGCCACCCUGGUUAUGGCUGCUGGCUCUCCGGAAUUGAUGUUAGUACACAGAUGCUUAACCAGCAGUUUCAGGAACCAUUUGUAGCAGUGGUGAUUGACCCAACCAGAACAAUAUCUGCAGGGAAGGUGAAUCUUGGCGCCUUUAGGACAUAUCCAAAGGGCUAUAAGCCUCCUGAUGAAGGACCUUCAGAGUACCAGACUAUCCCACUCAAUAAAAUAGAAGAUUUUGGCGUGCACUGCAAACAAUAUUAUGCCUUAGAAGUCUCAUAUUUCAAAUCCUCUUUGGAUCGUAAACUACUUGAGCUCUUGUGGAAUAAAUACUGGGUGAACACCCUGAGUUCCUCUAGCUUGCUUACCAAUGCUGACUAUACCACAGGCCAGGUGUUUGAUCUGUCUGAGAAGUUAGAGCAGUCGGAAGCCCAGCUGGGGCGUGGGAGUUUCAUGUUGGGUUUAGAAACACAUGACCGCAAGUCAGAAGACAAACUUGCCAAAGCUACGAGAGACAGCUGUAAAACCACCAUAGAAGCCAUCCAUGGACUGAUGUCUCAGGUUAUUAAGGAUAAACUGUUUAAUCAAAUUAACGUUGCUUAGUUACUGCUGAGUACUCUUCCUCAGAGCUGGCGUGCGGAAGGAGAAGAAGCUCAAGGAACAUUCUAACCCAGUUACCAGAACUCAGAUAGAAGACUAAGGUGCUGUGUGACGUCCUGAGUAUUAGCACUGUAAUAAAACUGUCACAUGAAA